CAAUGGCCAUAAUGGUAACGCCUCAAGAAACUGCCCAAGAAAAACUCACUGAACUUGUUCUCUCUGGAAGUGAACGUGUUGCUGAAGCGGAGAUCGCUAGUGAGAUUGCUGAGGUGGACGAGAGCUCACAAGAUCGUAGUCGGGAGGAAAAGACACCUCAGUCGGUUGAACGGCAUAGACUCAUUUCAGUGGCGAAUCGAUUACCUUGCACGAUUCAUAAGGACAAGGACACGGGGAAAUGGGUUGCCAGUAAAAGCUCAGGAGGGUUGGUAUCAGCACUCAGUGGUGUUAGCGGCAUCGACAUGAACUGGAUAGGGUGGCCGGGCUGUGAGGUGCCCGAUGAAGACAAGGAGGAAGUCGCUGAAUUGGUUGGAGAGCAAGGAUGCUACCCGGUAUUCCUCACUGAUAGCGAAAUCGAGUUGUACUAUAACGGCUUUUGUAACAACACGUUGUGGCCUUUGUUCCACUACAUUACUCCGUCCACUGAGCGUGUUAUUGAGGGAAGAACAUUAGAGUGGGAAACGUAUCAACAAGCUAAUGCUAAGUUCGUCGAUGCUAUCAUGAAGGUUUUGCAUGAUGACGAUCUGGUGUGGGUCCACGACUACCACCUGAUGUUGGUGCCCAAGCUUCUACGUGAGAGAGUUCCCAACGCGAAUAUCGGUUGGUUUCUGCACACGCCUUUCCCCUCGGCUGAGAUAUAUCGGAUGUUACCGCAAAGAGAAGAAAUCCUACAAGGGUUGCUAUCAGCAAACUUGCUAGCUUUCCAUGUACACGACUAUGUGAGGCACUUCCUGUCCUGCUGUGUGCAGUUGACUACUCUAGAGAUCACACCGCAAGGAGUUGACGCAACACCUCUCAAUGGCAACUUUGUUAAAUGUGCUACAAUACCAAUUGGCAUCGACCCAACUCCAUUCACUUCAACAGCCGAGUCUGUCACUGUCGCAGCACGAGUGGCUAGUCUGAAGGAGCAAUGGGGUGAUCGGAAAGUCAUCCUCGGUAUUGAUCGACUUGAUUACAUAAAGGGCAUUCCACACAAACUUCGAGCCUUUGAUAUGUUCUUGGAUGAGCACCCAGAGUGGGCAUCUCAGUGUGUGUUGGUGCAACUGGCAAUUCCUACUAGAAGUGAAGUGCCGGAGUAUCAGCGCCUGAAGCGGCAGGUUCACGAGAUGGUCGGAUCGAUUUGUGGCAAGCACAGCAAUCUUUAUACUGGUCCUCCGGUGAUCUAUCUUGAUGGAUGCGUUGAUCAUGAGGAGUUGACUGCCCUUUACAGAGUUGCUGAUGUUGCGCUGAUCUCUUCCAUCCGUGAUGGUAUGAAUCUCGUUGCCUACGAGUUCGUAGCCUCACAACAACACAAAAACGGCGUCCUAGUGAUCAGUGAGUUCGCUGGAGCUGCACAGUACCUAGGAGCUGGAAGUAUUCGGAUCAACCCAUGGAACCUUGAGGAGGUGUCCUGGGCUAUAUACGAAGCACUUACGAUGGGUGAGGACCGUCGUAAGGAAAUGCAUGAUUACUGUUUCAAAUACAUUCAUAAUCACAGCGCUCAACGUUGGGCCGAGACUUUCAUCGCAACUCUCAAGAGUGCUUGUUCAGACCGGAAGGACGUUUCUGCUUCGGUGAGUUGCUGCAACUCAGUCUUCAUUCGAGUCUUUGGUCAUUCAGGUUUCCCCUCUUUACCGGCAAAGUUGUAUCAAUCCCUGAUGUCGGUGCCAAAGGAUCUCAUGGCAAGCCUUCAACGUUUGGCUAAUGAUGAGAAUACUAUAAUGGUCGUGACAACGAGCCACUCUAAGCAAAUUGUGGAGAGACUUCUCGGACACCUACCGAUAUACCUUCUACCUGAGAACGGUUGCAUCUAUAGAAAUCCGGAAGGUGUGUGGAAGUACGCUGAUGCGCUAGCAUGCGGUUGCAUCACUGAAGAUAACUCAUUGGCUGAGGUUGAAUCGACUGUAGGCAUCAGUUCUCCUCAAUCACGGUCUGCUUGGUCGAGAGCCGACACGUCAGACGGUGGGUGGAUGAACGGCGCUGAGGAAGUGCUACGAUACUUUCAAGAGAGGACUCCUGGUAGCUACAUCGACCGCACUGAGUUCAGUCUGAAGUGGUUCUUCGACAAUACGCAAACCGACUUUGGAGCGCCUCAAACUCGAGACCUCAUGAUACAGCUCUGGGCUGGCCCUCUGGCUAAUGCUGAUGCAGAGAUCGUCGUGGGAAACAGGUAUAUCGAGAUUCGUCCCAAAGAUUCUUCAAUUGCGUCCAAUCUCGAUAAGAUACUACAUUAUGAGAUACUCGAGGCUGACCCAGCUUCUGAUUCUAAGGUUGAUACUUGCGUCGUUAUCGGCGCAUAUCCUUUCCGUGAUGAAGAUGUCUAUCAAGUAGUGGAAGAUACACUCGUUCGACAAUGGCUACCCAAAUACACCCGACACCAACAUGGUUGUCCAACACGGAGCGUCUCCUCAUCGUCGAGGCAAUCGAGUUCUGACUGCAUUAUGGACAUCAUGGGCUGUGACGCUCUCAGGGCUUUAGGAAAUUCCCAACAGCUUAAACCUAUGCAUGAUGACGGUAAAGACUCCUUAGAAUACGAAAGCGAGGCUACUGCUACGAAUGACUACGCAGUAGUGGCUGAAUCCCCGACGGCAAGAGACUCUAGUCGCAAAAUGCAUCGUGAACAGCAGCUCGAUUCGGGAGCUCUCACAGCUGCCACGAGUGCAUCAACUGUAUCGUGUUUGGACGAAUCGUCAACGACUGAGUCGAUGAAAGAGACACUCCGACAACUACACGAUGCCUGUUAUUCGAUAGCAGUGGGUCAGUGUAAGGUGUCUAAGGCCAAAUACUCCAUCCCAAAUACCUAUUAUGUGGCAAAUCUAGUCCAUGAUAUUGCGACGCAUUUACCGCAGUCGCCACUAGCAGGUGUGACCACCAGCAACGACUCUGUUGUCGCUGUUGAACACCAGCAUUCUAUUACGACCCCUUGAGCGUAUACCCUCAUGAGAGCUCUGAUUGACACUGUGUUGUAUAAACUAUAUUACUAUUGUUGUUGUUGGCUUGCUAUGCUCGCUAGUGUUCUUCUACUUCUCAUCAUUACUUUCUCAUCUCGAUCAUCAU
Molecule: messenger RNA, 3096 nt
Organism: Perkinsus marinus ATCC 50983
Lineage: Eukaryota; Perkinsozoa; Perkinsida; Perkinsidae
Exons: 30
Coding region: 3-2966 (987 amino acids)
Biological process (GO): trehalose biosynthetic process
Cellular component (GO): cytosol
Molecular function (GO): catalytic activity
Source: RefSeq, a predicted model, not a curated record